GCCUCGCGCACUCGCAUAACGUAAGAGCGUAAGAAGUACGUAUGUCGUGUAGAUAGCGGAAAAAAUCCCUAGUGCUCGACAGUGUUGACUGUCGAAAAUCUCGUAUCCACCAUCCGUACAUAAUCACUAAUCGGUAAAAUACAAGGCCAUAAAGGAAUUCGCGGAAGGCAUUUUGUUAGUUUGUAAAAACGAGUCAGCUGUCAAGAAACGACGUUUUUCGACCAAAUGUUUUUCAAUAAUUAUUAUUUUCAUCAUUUGUGACGGAGAUAGCGUUGCUUUAUAGCACGUCCAUUUGGAAUUUACGAUCAACUCAGGUGUUUAACACAACGAGAGAAACAUGACGUUGAUACAGGGUGUGGGAGACGAAGUCCUAGACUUCUUCAUUGUUGUGGGAGUCUUGCUAGUCGGAUGGAUUGCAUGGUGCUCAACAAACAUUGCCGAUCAACCGUUAAUUCGCACAGUACUGAUUUUGCAGCACCGUACUCGAACACGUAUCGCUGCAUUGCGUGCUAAUCAACAGGCAUUGGCUUUGGCUCAACAGCAACGCAAUAGCGACAGCGCUGAGAAUGACUCUAGGCAGUCAAAUUCGAGCAGCAGUAGCGAAAUAGAGGCUAAUUGUCCAGAGUCACCCCUGCCUGCCACCAGUCAACUUCCAAUCGAAUCUAACGAAACGCCAGCUGCGACGAACGAAGAGGCUCUCAUACAGGCCAUGGACUCGUUUAAUAACGACGAAAGAUUAUUGGAAAAGAACGAUAAAGCCGAAAAGGCUUCGUUAGAGACUGAAACGACUUCUUCGGAGCCAGAGCAAAGCGAGCCUACAUUGCCAGAAGCCAUCCAAGACAAGAUCUGCAUAAAGCUGAAAUUUAUUAACGACGACCAAAAACUUGUUACUGGAAGUCUUAAAGAAAUACUUGGAGAUUUUAAAAGGAGACAUUUUCAGUUGGAGCUCGAAUCCAGAAAAUUAGUUCGCUUAGUCUUCAAGGGCCAAAUCCUUCAACCCGAUAAUGCCACUUUAGAGCAGUGUGGAUUUUUUAACAACUGCGUAGUUCAUUGUCUAAUUCAUCAGCCACGUCCAGUUCCAGUCGCUUCAAACUCCUUAGAUAGUUCCUCGCGUUUAUACAUUAAUCCCCUGCCUUUUCAAAAUCUACCGGUUGGUGCGGGUCUUGGCACUGUACAAACCGAAUGGGACCUCAGUAGACUUCUGGUCAGUGUCGUAACCCUUAUUUUAGGUCUUGCCUGGUACUUCAGAUACUAUUAUGCCCAACUAUUCACUGUCACUACGACGGUUGGAUUGUUCGGCCUCACGGCGAUAUUUACAGUUUCAUUGUUUGGCCAUCUGUUCCCCGAUCAAGAGACCAUUAGAAAUACCAUUGAAUAAACGGAGAAUUCAAUAUUCAAUCAUUAAAUGCAAAGAUUUUAUUUCACACCAGCAUACAUGAGGAAUUGAUAAUUCGUUGUGAAAGUAAUGCAAAUAGGUGUGCAGUUGCCAUGCGUAUACGUUGGUGUUGAAAUCUAUCGCAAGUUGAAUUAUAUCAAUAGUUUAAUUUUGAAAUGUCAAGUCUCACUUGAAUUUAUACUGACUGAUGUGUAAGAGAUAUUCAAUUAUUAAAAUCAAUAAUUCAAUUACAAAGUUGAUUACGAAAAAAGGUGAAGCAUCUUAGAAAAAUUUUUUAAAAACAAUACUGAGAACGAUGAAGAGGGAAGAGAGCUGGAAGUUGUACAUUUUUAUGUUUGAAAGAAAGCAUUUAUUAAACAAAUUUUCAAUUUA
Molecule: messenger RNA, 1768 nt
Organism: Ceratosolen solmsi marchali
Lineage: Eukaryota; Metazoa; Arthropoda; Insecta; Hymenoptera; Agaonidae
Product: transmembrane and ubiquitin-like domain-containing protein 1
Exons: 4
Coding region: 338-1378 (346 amino acids)
Biological process (GO): ERAD pathway
Molecular function (GO): protein binding
Source: RefSeq, a predicted model, not a curated record